Molecule: messenger RNA, 585 nt
Organism: Chlorella variabilis
Lineage: Eukaryota; Viridiplantae; Chlorophyta; Trebouxiophyceae; Chlorellales; Chlorellaceae
Exons: 3
Coding region: 1-585 (194 amino acids)
Biological process (GO): CAAX-box protein processing
Cellular component (GO): membrane
Molecular function (GO): metalloendopeptidase activity
Source: RefSeq, a predicted model, not a curated record
AUGGCAGUGGCGGGCACGCUGCUGGGCGACUGGAGUGGCCUGGACGUGUCGGGGCAGCUCCUGCGCCACACCGCCAGCCUGCCCGCGGCCCUGGCCUUCAUGGUGCCGCUGCUGGGGGUGUGCUACUAUGGCGUCAGCGCCGCGGAUCGCGACCCUGGGUUUGGUGAGCUCAAGCGCGUGUUCCAGGAGUCGCUCAUACCUCAGAUGGAGGCCCUGCCCGGCUGGGGCCUCUGCCUGCUGUCGCUGGGCGCUGGGGUGGGGGAGGAGACGCUGUUCCGGGCCUUCCUGCAGACCGCGGCCAUCGGCAGCAUACAAGGCGCAGCACCCGCCCUGGCGCCGGCGGCGGCCACCGCCGCCGGCGUGGCGGUCACCAGCCUGGGCUUUGCGGCGCUGCAUGCCCUCACCCCCACCUAUUUUGCCUUUGCCUUUGGCGCGAGCAUCCUGUUUGGGGUGGAGUAUUGUGCAUGUGGCCUGCAGUCCGCGGCGCUGACGCACUGGCUGUACGACUGGUGCGCCCUGGUGUACAUCUUGAGCCAGUGGGGUAGCAGCGGCGGCGGCGGCGGCAAGCAGCCGUCGGCCACCUAG